AUGCAUGUGUGGUGGGGAAACUGCAUCAGGAAAGCGGGGUUGGGGGGCGGGAGGCGGGAUGGAAACCGUGAGGGGGUUGGGGUGGAUCGUGCAGGAAGGGAUGGGCGCAGAAGCCACCAGCACCCUCGAAGGGGGAUGGGGGGCGGUGUGGUGGGGAAACUGCAGGGAUGCAUGGCAGUCGGGGGUGGGGGGUGCGAUGGUGGGGGUGGUGCACAGAGGUGCCGCAGCACCCGUGGAGGGGGGCGGGGGACCAUGGAGAAGCCGUUGGCUACAUCAGGGAAGGGUAGUGCACAAAGGAGCCGCGGCGGGGGGUGCAGCACACAGAGGAGCCCUAGUGCUGGAGGGUGGGGGGAGGUGCGCAAAGGAGCCGUGGCACCCGUGGUGGGGGAAGGGGGCAGGUCGUGGAGAAAGGAGAGGGGCGGUGUCGUAGAGGAGCUGCAGCACUAG
Messenger RNA from Elaeis guineensis (African oil palm), 447 nucleotides. NCBI's taxonomy places the organism in Eukaryota, Viridiplantae, Streptophyta, Magnoliopsida, Arecales, Arecaceae. The record is from RefSeq and is a predicted model, not a curated record.